AGUCCAGCCAGCUGUCCUGCAGCUCCAUCCAGAUCACUCCACAGCCACUGUUGCUCUGAUCCAGUCGGCCCGCUGGGAUCGAGCCGUCGGCGCUGUGUUGGCUCCUCCGCCGCUGCUGCAGGGCAUCCAGCACCGCAAACGCAAGACAGAAACAAAAAAAGGUCAUCUGUCAACAACUGUGUUUUUAUUGAGCCGCAGGGAGAAUAGAAGCGGGUCGAUAGGGGAAUCAGAUUUUGCAGGUUUGCAGACUGUACGCCAGAUGUGAACGGAGCCACGCUCUUCUGCACUGGGGCUGCACACUGCGCAUUUCAUUUAAGUGAGAGGAGCGCCAGACUGAGAGUCUGCACACAAUUCAGGUGGGAGAGACAUGGACCUCAUGAAAAUUGCAGUGACUUUUCAAAUGCUCCUCUGUCCUGCGUGGACUUUAUCCCAUCACUCUUACAUGGACAGCAUCCUCUCAGCCCGCUCAGCUUACAAGUUCCUGGAUGAGCAGUUGAGGUUUGACCCCUGCUGUCUCAUUUCACCUCCUCCUCCACCGCUCUUCCCUCCUCCACCUCAGCAUUUGAAGCGGGACUCCCCUGAGGGUAAUGGGAUGUUACUACCGAGUGUCCAAGGAGGAGAGGGUCAGGAAAAAGGCAAGCCUGCGACACCGAGGUGUUCACCCGGACCUCCAGGACCACCUGGACCACCUGGACCAGAAGGUCCUGGUGGAUUACCUGGUAUAAGGGGGCCGAAAGGGGAGAAGGGAGAACUUGGACGUCCAGGGUCAAAGGGUCGUACUGGUGCUCCAGGCCUUCCAGGGAAACAAGGACUUCCAGGAUGGCCUGGUCCAGGGGGACCCAAGGGUGAGAAGGGGGAUACAGGACUUAUGGGUUUACCAGGACUGCGGGGUUCACCAGGAACGAAGGGUUUAGCUGGUUACAAAGGAGAGAAGGGGGAUCACGGUGACCCAGGCUCAGUGGGAUCAAAAGGCGACAAGGGUUCCAUCGGUUUGGCAGGGAUGCUCGGGCAAAAGGGUGAUAUGGGACCAAAGGGAAUGCCGGGUGUUCCAGGGAAGAGAGGACCAACCGGGCGCCCAGGAAAGAGAGGCAAACAGGGCAUGAAGGGCCAUAUUGGAACACCAGGAGUCAAGGGACCAUCAGGACCCCCAGGUCCCAAUGGCCACCCAGGCCCACCUGGUCCUCCUGCCUCAGGUCUCUAUCUUGUGGGACCGAAGGGAGAGAAGGGUCUCCCAGGUACACCAGGUCGCUGUGACUGUGAUGCCAGUUUUGGAGCAAAUAACGCCCCUUUUGCAAGCUACACACAACAGCAUGGCACCAAUAAAAUCACUGCAAUAUUUGUGGUGAACAGUGAGGAGGAGAUGGGCCGUCUCCAGUUAGAUAACACAAUAGCAUUCAGGAAGGACCAGAGGAUGCUGUACUUUAAAGAUAAAGAUGGAUGGAACGCCAUACAGCCCUUCCAGCCGUUCCAGUCGAUGGAGACGGAGACGGAGAGAGUCGGCGUGUGUGGAGAUGGAAAGGUGCAGGCCCAGCACGGAGAGGAGUGUGAUGAUGGAAACCAAGUAGUCUCUGAUUCAUGUCUCAACUGUAAGUGGGCCUACUGUGGAGACGGCUACCGCCACGAAGGCAUGGAGGAGUGUGAUGGAAAGGACUUCGGUUAUCAGACCUGUAAAUCCUAUCUGCCCGGGUCCUUUGGGCAUCUCAGAUGCACCGACUCUUGCCUCAUUGAUUCUACUGGAUGCAAGUACUUUACCUGAAUUCAAGUUUUUUUUUUUUUUAAAUGGCCACCGUGGAUGUUUGCACUUCUUUCUGAUGAUGGGAAUUAUACUUCAAGUCUCCGCUGAAGUCUUUACCCCUCUGUAAUAACAGAUGGACUGAAAGUGCUAACUGGAAGGUCUUGUGCCUGCUCUGAGCCACGGACAGCCAUGGAAGUCAGUUUUAAACUCUCACCUAGAAGUUAUACUUUGAUUUAGCCUCAGAAAACAGGUCCUUGCUACUAUCAAGUCACUGGCUGCAGCACUGUUACAGACUCUGUGAUGGGGGAAACAUACUAACGAUUUAAUGAUUGUAUCCUGUGAAAAAGUUACAAUGCUUAUGACUUGCCGACUGUUAAUGCAGAAAUAAGCUAUGUCCUCUUUGAUACGGAAAUGGUAAAAAUAGCAUUUUUGAAGAGGCACUUAUAUUAUAGAUACAGUUGGUACUGUAGUGUGCAAUUCAGGGGUGUGUGAAUGUUUAUUCCUGUGUAAAAUAUUACAAAAACAUGUGUUUAUGAUAUGUGAUGUUGUGAUAUUGCAUGUAAAUCAGUUUCUUUGCACAACAAGCUGCUUUAACCAUUGCCUAAAAGUAUUAGUCAGAUUUUGGUCCUGUAGAUGGGAAUGUGAAAAUAAUCCAACAGAAACAAAAUGAAUGUAAUAUUAGCGAAAUUAGCAUGAAAAUGACUCCAUA
Cololabis saira (Pacific saury) is the source of this 2444-nucleotide messenger RNA. Its product is annotated as acetylcholinesterase collagenic tail peptide-like. NCBI's taxonomy places the organism in Eukaryota, Metazoa, Chordata, Actinopteri, Beloniformes, Belonidae. The transcript has 18 exons. The record is from RefSeq and is a predicted model, not a curated record. The coding region runs from base 368 to 1756 and encodes 462 amino acids.